Molecule: messenger RNA, 1407 nt
Organism: Diospyros lotus (date-plum)
Lineage: Eukaryota; Viridiplantae; Streptophyta; Magnoliopsida; Ericales; Ebenaceae
Product: microtubule-associated protein RP/EB family member 1C-like
Exons: 6
Coding region: 94-1068 (324 amino acids)
Biological process (GO): regulation of microtubule polymerization or depolymerization; spindle assembly; protein localization to microtubule plus-end
Cellular component (GO): microtubule plus-end; cytoplasmic microtubule; microtubule organizing center
Molecular function (GO): microtubule plus-end binding
Source: RefSeq, a predicted model, not a curated record
UUGAAUUGAAAAAGGAGGAAACCAUCCCGCUCUCUCAUUUCAAAUCCAACCAGGCAGGUACCGUCUCUCCCUGUAAGAAGCGAAGAGAGAGAGAUGGCGGCGAACAUCGGAACGAUGGACUCGGCAUAUUUUGUUGGAAGAUCGGAGAUCUUGGCGUGGAUCAACUCCGCUCUCCAACUCAAUCUCUCCAAAGUCGAAGAGGCGUGUUCUGGAGCCGUUCACUGCCAGCUGAUGGACGCCCUCCACCCGGGAAUGGUGCCGAUGCACAAGGUCAAUUUCGAUGCCAAGAACGAGUACGAGAUGAUACAGAACUACAAGGUUCUUCAGGACGUCUUUAACAAACUCAAGAUCAACAAGCACAUUGAGGUGAGCAAGCUAGUGAAAGGGAGGCCCCUGGAUAAUCUGGAGUUGAUGCAAUGGAUGAAGCGGUACUUUGAUUCAGUUAAUGGAGGCAAUCUACAUGGUUACAAGCCUUUGGAAAGGAGAGAGACUUCAAAAGGGGGAAAAGAAGUGAGCAAGAAGUCUGCACCAUCACAGACCUCUAACAAGUCUUCCACAGCUGCUGCCAAGGCACAGGCCUCCCAUAAUCCUCGGAAGAAUGAUGUCAACUCUGUUCAUCAGUCUGCUAAGAGCUCUAGACCUUCUUCCAGUGGAGGGCCAGCUUAUGAUGAACAGAUCACAGAGUUGAAGUUAUCAGUGGACAGUCUAGAGAAAGAAAGGGACUUCUACUUUGCAAAGUUGAGGGAUAUUGAGAUCUUGUGCCAGUGUCCAGAGAUUGAAAAUUUGCCUGUAGUUGACGCAAUAAAAAGAAUUUUGUAUGCAACAGAUGAUAGUGCAGCUUUGGUGGCUGAAGCUCAAGCCUUGAUAUCCCAGCACCAGAAGGAGACUCAACUAUUGAGUCCCAUUUAUGAAGUGCCUGAAGCUGGGCUAAACACAGAUACCCAGAAGAGGAAAAAUAUCAUCAAUUCUGAGGUUGAUGAUGCUGCUACAAUUGUGUUGUCUCCAAGGCAAAGGAUUUCUGAUGCUUCUGAUGUCCAUUGCAGUGGAUCACCACUUGUGACUUACUGAGCCUCUCUCACCAUCCUGCCAUUUUGUUGCUCUUUUUAGUUGGUUUGUCAAAAGUCAUCUAGUUCAAGGGUUCUGGAUUUCACAGUUCACAAUCUACAGUAUUUCAUAGUCUCUUCCCUCCUUGUGUUGUCUGUAUUCAUAAAAAUAAUCUCUCCCCUUUGCUUCAAGUUUUUACUUGGACUUAUUCUCUGAAUUGGACCAAAUGUUUACUGGUCUUCGACCUUGAUUCUUAUUUUUGCCUGCCAUUAUUCAUGUUGAAUGACGCUGAAAUCCAAAAUUUUUUCUGAUGUAACUGUUGCCACCAGUCUUGUUCUUGGAGUGUGACACAUGUACAUAUAC